Messenger RNA from Achroia grisella, 498 nucleotides. It is a transcript of the gene ND-B12, whose product is annotated as NADH dehydrogenase [ubiquinone] 1 beta subcomplex subunit 3. Lineage: Eukaryota; Metazoa; Arthropoda; Insecta; Lepidoptera; Pyralidae. The transcript is spliced from 3 exons. The record is from RefSeq and is a predicted model, not a curated record. Gene Ontology annotation, biological process: mitochondrial respiratory chain complex I assembly; electron transport chain. Bases 119 to 412 code for a protein of 97 amino acids. Gene Ontology annotation, cellular component: mitochondrion.
GUUGUCAAAGAAUGUCAAGAAAUCAGAAUUCUUCAUUUUUACAGAAUAAAUAAAAAUUAAAUAUUUCGCUACAUACUCUAUUUACAAAAAUAUUUAUUAAUUAAUUUUUUUUAGAGCCAUGGGUGUUCACGGCCACGAGCCUCCGUACAAAGUUCCACCUUACUCACAAUUCCAAAUCCAAGGCAUUCCUCAGUUGGAGGAGCUUGAGCAAGCACUCGCAAAGAAGGGUCUCCGUGACCCAUGGAUCAGAAAUGAAGCUUGGAGGUACCACCCUGGCUUUGGAACCAAAUGGCAACGCGCUAGGAAGGUGUUCUUCCGUGGGUUCGGCAUAGGACUGGGACUCACGGUGGUGGCUGUUGGUGCUGAAAAGCUGUUAAGCGGCGGAGACAAGCACGGCCAUGAUGAGCAUUGAUUGUUGAUAGGAUAGUGUUAGUGAAUUAUACUUGAUACUGUUAAUGUGGCUUCUUUAUUUGUAAAAUAAACUUAAUAUAACCAUUA